GGAUCAAGUUCAAUUGAAUUUUAGAAAUCGCAAUAUAUUGCAAAAGUAGUUAAAACUUAAAUUAGAGCUAAAAAUUUUGUCUCUGAUAUAUUCGCGCAACAAAGAAAGUAAAACAAAAGAAUACUCAUACUGCAUUUCGCUUGCCAAGCAGUUGAGAAGACAGUUUCUGAUGGUGAACAUGUCUAGCGCGGUGUUUACAAGCAAUCCAAAAAAUAGUGCACCGCUGCAAUACUACAGCAAAGAUAACAAUAGCAGCAACACAGCGCCGUCUCAUCGUCAACUCAGCGCCGCAGUGAAAAUGUUCAAAUACCAAAAUAUCGCGCCAGCGCCCACGCCAAUGCCUGCGGGGUGCGCAGGCGCUGAGAUUAAAACGCGCAAAUAUACGCCGCGCGCGCCCAGCGCCGGCGGUGGACCCUUUAGCGUCGAUCAAACGCAAUCGGUGCAGCGGCGCAAUGCACGCGAGCGCAAUCGCGUCAAGCAGGUGAACAAUAGCUUUGCGCGCCUACGCCAACACAUUCCACAAACAAUCAUCACCGAUCUGCUGAAGGGCGGCGGUCGUGGGCCGCAUAAGAAGAUAAGCAAAGUGGAUACGCUACGCAUUGCGGUGGAGUACAUUCGCCGUCUGCAAGAUUUGGUGGAUGACUUGAAUGCGGGUAGCAGCGCAACACAAACGGUGAACAGCUCACGCGCCAGCGGCAGUGGACUAUUAGCAAUCGCUACAGACAACAACACAACCACAAGUAAUAGUUCAUUCUCUAGCAGCACUAGCAGCACCAGCAGUAUCCUCAGCUUACUUGCGGCUGAUUCGCCUGCGCGCAAUUCAACCAAUGGCAGCGGACUUGCUGCGGCUGAACAGUUGUACUAUGCCAGCGCUGCUAAUAGCGCUUUGCAAUCUUUCCAUCAGCAGCAGCACCAACAGCAGCAGCAGCAGCAACCUCAGCAACAGUUUACCUCCGCGCUACUCACCGCCGAAGCUUUGCAAGCAUAUUCGCCGCAGCCAACACAAACGCAGACGCAACUCGAUGCUGGUUGUCCGUCGCCCACCUCGUCCUUCAACUCAAGCAUGUCCUUUGAUUCGGGCACCUUUGUGCACUCGCCUGCGCCACAGCAACAGCUAUCGCCACUGCAACAUGCCGGAGUGGAUGCGCAGCGCGGCAGCGGUAAUAACAACGCGAGCGCGCAGAUUGAUGCAAAUUUGCAAUUGAAAUUCGAGCCAUAUGACAGCUUCAAUUUGCAUGAGGAGGACUGUGCGCCCGACGACGAGGAGAUACUCGACUAUAUAUCGCUGUGGCAGGAACAGUGAGUGCCGGGAGCAGGCGACAAGUUGUGACUGAAAGUGAAAUGCUUGUGUGAAAAUAUUUGUUUGUACAUAUCAAUACGUUCAGGGAUACAAUGCCAGUGAAAUGUUUGCAUGAUUUUUAUUUUAUUUUUUUGGUUUCAUUUUGCAAGCGUGUUUGUAAAUACAUUCUGUGCUUUUUAAUGUAGUUUACUCAGUUACCUAGUCAAAAUAGUUAAAUUUGCCAAUUUGUCUUUAAAUUUUUUUCCUUUAUUGGUAAGGAAUUGGUAGUAUGUAGUGUAAGACUUUGUGUGCCUUAGUUGAAAAUUAUGUCCAUGGAGAGAUAUGACUAAUUGUUAAGCCUAACAAAUAAUUUAAUAAUUAGUUUUAAGCGAAAAUGGGAAACAAUAAUUAGCGUUAAAAAGACCAAGCAAACCAC
This is a messenger RNA of Rhagoletis zephyria (snowberry fruit fly), 1715 nucleotides long. Its product is annotated as achaete-scute complex protein T4-like. Gene Ontology annotation, biological process: sensory organ development; neuron differentiation; regulation of neurogenesis. Gene Ontology annotation, cellular component: RNA polymerase II transcription regulator complex. Lineage: Eukaryota; Metazoa; Arthropoda; Insecta; Diptera; Tephritidae. Gene Ontology annotation, molecular function: protein dimerization activity; RNA polymerase II transcription regulatory region sequence-specific DNA binding; DNA-binding transcription factor activity, RNA polymerase II-specific. The record is from RefSeq and is a predicted model, not a curated record.